CUCGAAUCAUAUUUCAACUACAAUUACUUGUUGAUUUUUAUGCAUUUGGAUUUUUGGAAGGUUCUCGUUUUUAUUCGAUGUUGGCUUUUGUUUUUUUUCCCUUCCCAAUUUGAAGACUGCUGGGUUGAACUCGUUGAUAGUUUACUUUUCUGUCUUUUCGUUUUGGGCUUUUUCUAGGACUGCUGCUAUUGUGUUAUGUUUGUUAAUGAUUUCUGGGUGAUUGCCUUUGAAUCUAGAUGUACAUUGAAGAUUUCUGCGUAUAAUUUCUCUCUGUCUUUCGAACUGUUCUUUUCCCUGUCUUGCAUCAUUCAGAACUAAGUUUCAAUCUCAUUCCUGUGAUUGUUUGGUGGAAUAUCUAAGGUUUUGAUUGAGUAACGGGUUUAUCCUGGUGGAAUAUCUUUUAUCUUUAUGGGAGCCUUUUUCAGUUUUCCUUUUUGUCCUUUUGUGCGUGAAAGAAAGUUAUAAAGCAAAGGAUUAGUGCCCGGGGUUGCAUGAGUCUUGUGAAUGCUUGCCAGUUAUUCUUAUCUCAUUGCUUUUCCAUCUGUUAUGUCUGUUUGUGGCAUUGGGUUUUGGUCCUUUUGGAUCUGUAGGAAUGUCAUCUUUCUAGAGAAUAUCUCAUCUUUUUUGGCUUACUGUUUUGGAAAGAUUUGAGCCUACGCUCCAUAAAUUUGGUUAGAUUGUGUUCAUUUAAUUUCCAAUUUCUGCGUCAAUUCUGAUUUCGGGUGGAAUCAAAUAUUCAGCGAUCCUGUUUUUCUUUUUUCCUCUCCUCUGGGAUGGAGGCUCGAGUUUCAGAGCCUGCUCAUGUCAUUGAGGUUCUUGAUGAUAGGGCUCUUGCUCAGAAAGGCGUUGGUGGAAGUAAAGUUUGUGAAGGGGCUCCUUGUGGAUUUUCUGAUGCAAAGGAAAGUUCAGAGCGUUCAGUGUCGAUGAAGAAGCUUUGGAUUGCAAUUGUUUUAUGCAUUGUUUUCAUGACUGUUGAGGUUAUUGGUGGUAUUAAAGCCAAUAGUCUUGCGAUUAUGACUGACGCUGCUCAUCUACUAUCAGAUGUUGCUGCUUUUGCAAUAUCAUUGUUUUCUCUUUGGGCAUCAGGUUGGGAAGCCAACCCCCGCCAAUCAUAUGGAUUUUUCAGGAUAGAAAUACUAGGUGCCUUGGUGUCUAUCCAAAUGAUUUGGCUUCUUGCCGGGAUCCUCGUAUAUGAAGCCAUUGCAAGACUUAUACAUGGUACAGGGGAAGUUCAGGGAUUCCUCAUGUUCUUGGUGUCUGCUUUUGGCUUAGUUGUGAACAUCAUCAUGGCUCUUGUGCUAGGACAUGAUCAUGGUCAUAGCCAUGGGCAUGGGCAUGGGCAUGGGCAUGGGCAUGGCCACGGGCAUGGGCAUGGCCACAGUCAUGACUAUGACCAUAGCCAUGACCACCGUCAUGAGGAUCAUCAUAAUCAUACGCAUGGAGUAAGUAUCACUAGUCAUCACCAUCAUCAUGAAGGAAAUGCUGCACAUGAUGAGCAUCAUAAUCACCAACAUGAAUCAGGUUGUAGUGAACCUCUCCUUGAAAAGAGUUGCUCUGUUAGUGAACAGGAACAACAAUCAUCCCAUGGAGAAGGACCUGCUAAGAAAAAGAAGCAAUUUAACAUAAAUGUUCAAGGUGCUUACCUUCAUGUCCUUGGUGAUUCCAUCCAGAGCAUUGGUGUGAUGAUAGGUGGAGCUAUUAUUUGGUACAAGCCUGAGUGGAAAUUUGUUGACUUGAUAUGCACCCUUGUUUUCUCAAUUAUCGUCUUGGGCACAACCAUUAACAUGCUGAGGAACAUUCUUGAGGUGCGUGGAUUUGAGAAUGAUUCUGGGUCAUUUAUCCGAAUUCUUGAUUGA
Oldenlandia corymbosa var. corymbosa is the source of this 1856-nucleotide messenger RNA. The record is from the annotation of a GenBank genome assembly. Lineage: Eukaryota; Viridiplantae; Streptophyta; Magnoliopsida; Gentianales; Rubiaceae.